Purpureocillium lilacinum is the source of this 288-nucleotide messenger RNA. The record is from RefSeq and is a predicted model, not a curated record. Lineage: Eukaryota; Fungi; Ascomycota; Sordariomycetes; Hypocreales; Ophiocordycipitaceae.
AUGCCGAGGGUGGUGGUCCGCGGAGAAGGACAAUUGCCGUUUCGAGGUGGGUCCGGGGCCGGGACCGUGCCGUCGAGAGGGCUUAUCGCCUAUCGUAUACUAUACCUGCCUGCCUUGUGGACGCGUGCUGAGACGGGCAGUGCUGGGUGUCUCAUCAAUCGUGGCGAGAAAAGGCCGCUGUUGCGGCAUUGCCCGGCUCAGGGUCCGUGGAGAUGGCAUCGUCGCAUGUGGCCUCACUGGUCGCCAGGCCAUCAUGUACUGCCUCGGAAGGCCCCCUCGUCGCGAUGA